Pteropus alecto (black flying fox) is the source of this 3076-nucleotide messenger RNA. RefSeq names its product tryptophanyl tRNA synthetase 2, mitochondrial (gene WARS2). Gene Ontology annotation, molecular function: tryptophan-tRNA ligase activity; ATP binding. Lineage: Eukaryota; Metazoa; Chordata; Mammalia; Chiroptera; Pteropodidae. The record is from RefSeq and is a predicted model, not a curated record. Gene Ontology annotation, biological process: mitochondrial tryptophanyl-tRNA aminoacylation. The coding region runs from base 123 to 1415 and encodes 430 amino acids. The transcript has 9 exons. Gene Ontology annotation, cellular component: mitochondrial matrix; mitochondrion.
CUGCACAACUGCCCGCGCCCGAAGGCAUUGGCGCAUGCUCAGCAAGCAAAAGAGCUUGCAAAACUGGGACUGGAUCUCCGAGCAGACGUCACUCAAGAAAAGAAAGCUCCGCCCUUCUCAAGAUGGCGCUGUACUCAAUGAGAAAGGCGCAUAGGUGCUGGAGAUUCAUCCGGGCACUUCAUAAAGCACCUGACGCUGCUCCCGCUCCCCAGGAACUGUCACAGUGGAAACCCUGGCCCCUUGAACCACAGCAACAGCAGAGGAAGACACCGAGGCACAAAUACUUGGCAAAGAUCACAUACAUCAUGAUUGGAGGAGCCAGGAUUUUAACCCACAGAAUCUGCUCAAAAAAGGAAGAAUGCUUUUCACAGGGGGAUGUGUCCGUGAUCGUGUGUCCUCACGUCCUCGUUACACUAAGUCGGAAAGACGCCGUGAAGCGAAUAUUCUCUGGCAUUCAGCCUACGGGGAUCCCCCACCUUGGGAAUUACCUGGGAGCCAUUGAGAGCUGGGUGAGACUGCAGGACGAGCAUGACUCCGUGCUGUACAGCAUUGCCGACCUGCACUCCGUCACUGUCCCCCAGGACCCAGCCGUCCUGCGGCAGAGCAUCUUGGACAUGACUGCUGCUCUUCUUGCUUGUGGCAUAAACCCCGAGAAGAGCAUCCUUUUCCAACAAUCUCAGGUGUCUGAACACACGCAACUAAGUUGGAUCCUUACCUGCAUGGUCAGGCUGCCCCGCUUACAGCACUUACACCAGUGGAAGGCAAAAACUGCCAAGCAGAAGCACGACGGAACUGUGGGCCUGCUCACGUACCCCGUGCUCCAGGCAGCUGACGUCCUGCUGUACAAGUCCACGCACGUUCCUGUCGGGGAGGACCAAGCCCAGCACUUGGAACUAGUUCAGGACCUAGCACGUGGGUUUAACAAGAAGUACGGGGCGUUCUUCCCGCUGCCCGCGCCCCUCCUGACGUCGAUGAAGAAGGUGAAAUCUCUCCGUGAUCCUUCUGCCAAAAUGUCCAAAUCAGACCCGGACAAGCUGGCCACCGUCAGGAUAACAGACAGCCCGGAGGAGAUCGUGCAGAAAUUCCGCAAGGCCGUGACGGACUUCACCUCGGAGGUCACCUACGAGCCGGCCAGCCGCGCGGGUGUCGCCAACAUGGUGGCCAUUCACUCGGCGGUGACAGGACUCCCUGUGGCGGAGGUGGUCCGCCGAAGCGCGGGCAUCGACACUGCGCGCUACAAGCUGGUGGUGGCGGAUGCCGUGAUCGAGAAAUUCGCCCCCAUUAAGAGUGAAAUUGAAAAACUGAAGCUGGACAGGGAACACUUGGAGAAGGUUUUACAAGUCGGGUCAGCGAAAGCCAAGGACAUAGCAUAUCCCGUGUGCCAGGAGGUGAAGAAGUUGGUGGGCUUCCUGUAGGACUUUCAGCCAUCACAAAAAGGCUUUUGCGUUUUGUGAUCUGGACACUCCGAUAAAGGCAGCUUUCCUCACAAGCAAAAAAAACAAAACAAAACAAAAAACCCCUGUAGUUUUGGGACAUUUAAUUUGGUAUACUUGAUGAUUGGCUUCAUUUGAUGAAUAAUACGUCGCAGCCUUCAAAUAGAGCAAAGCGCCAAAUCUCACUGGCAAAAUGCUGUGGCCAGAAAAAAAAAACAAAAAAACAAGAAGUUAUAGCUAUCUGAACCCUCAAUUUUUGAGACCACUCCUUGGCCUGAAUUUAUCUCCGUGGAUGUGAUUGAGGUGAGCGGUAAUUUGGAAAACGGGGUGUCGCUUGUGUCUCUCUUAAGCGUGCACUGUCACAGGUGGUCACUCUAUCUAUCCCAACCCUUUUGUAGUAAUAUGUAGAGGUCUUAGAAUCCUUGGGAGGCCAUUUGGUCCAUUUGUAUUCUGAUCUCAUAAAAAAACGAGUUUUUUAUUAUAGUUCAUUUGUCAUUGAGACGGUGCCUGCCUUAACAUAUUUAAGCUAACUUGUUUCCCAGGAGACCACAUCGAUUGUUCCAGCAAGUUUUGUUUGUUUGUUUGUUUGUUUGUUUAAUUCAGAGAUACAUGAUAUAAUCUUCUGAGAAGGUUGCAUUAUUCCAACUUGAUUUAUUUAUCGUUCAGGAGCCCAAUGUCCUGGAUUAUGUUCCUUAGUGCUUCCUUCCACUUUUCUGUCAGUUCAAUGUCACCAACCCUCUGAGCAAUAUAGAGGAGAGGAGUUGCCAUUUUACCCCUGAGAAAGGAACCUCAGAGGGCGCAGUCAGCUUGGACGAUAUUACGCAGUACGUGAGAAGCAAAUCCAAGAGCAAAACCCUAUUCCUAAAGGCAGCGCUUUCGUCAUCAGCACGAAACCCUGAGAGGCUGUGUGUUUGAGACUCCAAACAUACUUGUUUUGCAGGUGGGAGCUAGAAACAGAAGACUCGACCUGCUGAUACUGUUUAUAUCAGCAACCCAACCAGGAGCUGCCUGCUUUAAAUCUGGUCCCAUUUACUACUCAGAAUCCCCAAGGCAGGUCCCAAGUUCUGUCUCCCAUGCUUAGUGCAGGUCCUUUGAGUAGACUCUGCCUACGUAGACUACGUAGGGCAGUAGUGAGCCGACAGAUCACAUUUCCCCAGCGAGUGGAAGCUUCUCAUCCCACCCCUCCCUCGGCCUCUCUCAGUACUAACAAGUCACUCUGAAACCUGGCUUCUCUGCACUUCCCUCUCCCACACCUGAAAAUGGAAGAGGUCACCAUGACUUACCAGGAUCUGUUAGCAAGAUUGAGUUUGUAACGGAAAUUGCUUAUGAUUUUUUUGCCAACGAGUAUAAUGGUCAUCAUUUAUGCAUAAGGGACUGGUAUGUUGGGGCAAAGAAUUUUUACUCGUGUUUUACUCGUGUUGAAGAAGUUGAGUGGGCUUUAUAUCAACAGAUAUAAAUGCACAAAACACUAUCCCAGGAUCCAAAUUAAAAGACCCCUUUUGGGAUCUUUUCUUGGAAUGGAGUAUCGAUAGUCUUAGAGCCUCUUUGGGCAUAUUUCUUCCAAGACUUUUUUUUCCCUUUCAAAGGAAAUCUAUCAUGAAUACUGGAAAAUGACAAAAUUAAAGAUUGAUCUAUCAAACCAU